This is a messenger RNA of Spodoptera littoralis (African cotton leafworm), 1485 nucleotides long. The record is from the annotation of a GenBank genome assembly. NCBI's taxonomy places the organism in Eukaryota, Metazoa, Arthropoda, Insecta, Lepidoptera, Noctuidae.
AUGUUAGCACCGCAGAUUUUAAUAUCAAUAGCAUUAUUGUCCGGAGUUACCUGUCGUUUGAUUGGAGCGACAACGAAACCGGAAGACAAAAAGUUAUUUUUAAGCAGGCAUGUGGUUACUGAAACCGAAGAAUUUGAAGGAGGCGUCCUGGUGGACGAACGAGGAAUCAUAGAAGCUGUUCUCAAACAAGAUUCGGUCGAAUUACUGCUCUCUUCAGAAAGAAGCAGAGGCUGGCAGAUAAUAGAUGGUGGACCAUGGGCGUUAAUGGCAGGAGGACUGGAUUCGCACGUGCAUGUCAACGAGCCCGGCAGGACCUCAUGGGAGGGCUACGUUACAGCUACCGAGGCGGCGGCCGCUGGGGGCAUUACCACCAUCAUUGAUAUGCCAUUGAACUCAAUUCCCCCCACGACGACACUUGAAAACUUGAAAAUCAAAGCAAAUAUCGCGAGAGAGGAGGUCUACGUUGAUGUUGGUUUUUGGGGAGGCGUAGUCCCUGGAAAUGAGAAAGAACUGCAAAGUAUGAUAAAGGCUGGAGUGGUUGGCUUCAAAUGUUUCUUGAUCGACAGCGGCGUCUCUGAGUUUCCCUAUGUUACUCCAGAAGCUUUGGACGAGGCUUUAGUGUAUCUCAAUGGGACUGGAACCGUUUUGGCGUUCCACGCAGAAGUACAAGUCGGUGAAACAACCAGCGAUUGCGAAGGCUCCUCAUGUCCAAAUCCAGAUUUAUAUGACACUUAUCUGGCAACCCGUCCUGAAAUAAUGGAGUUGGAAGCAGUCUCAUUAAUCGCGUCUCAACUUGACAAAACUGACGUUCAUGUUCACGUGGUCCAUGUGUCUGCUGAGGGUGUGAUUCCUAUCCUUGAAGCUGCUAGGGAGGAAAGAAUCAAGGCUGGAUAUAAGGGCUGGCGCGGUGGUGUCACCGCUGAGACCUGUAACCACUACCUUACUCUAAGUUCAGAGAUGAUCCCACCAGGUCACUCUGAGUUCAAAUGCGCGCCCCCGAUUAGAAACAUCACAAAUAAGCAAAAAUUGUGGGAAUACAUCCGAGACGAAAGAUUAGAUUUAGUCACCUCUGAUCACUCACCCAGUGUUCCGGAGCUGAAAGGCGCGAAUUACUUAACUGCCUGGGGAGGCAUCUCCUCCGUUCAAUUUGACCUGUCUCUCUUCUGGACGGAAGCGAAGGCCCGAGGUUUCCCACUCAGUGCUGUAACUCGUUAUUUGUCUGCGGGUCCUGCUCGGCUCGUGGGAUUGCAAGAGAGGAAGGGCUCAAUCAGGCCUGGCCUUGAUGGAGACCUUAUUUUCUUUGAUCCAGAUGCUUCAUUCCUCGUCACGCCUGAAAUCAUAAGAUACAAAAACAAGAUAAGCCCAUAUAUGUACAGGGUGUUGAAUGGGAAGGUUAUGCAAACAUACGUCCGUGGACAAUUAGUUUUCUCCGACGACGAGUUGAUUGGAGAACCUAAAGGAAAGCUGUUGUUGAAUGAAUUAUGA